AUCCCGGCAGAAUGAAAUCACCCGAUGCUAGCCAUCCGCUCUCACUCAAAGACCUACUAUUGAUAACCCGGGCAGCUGUUUGGAACCUUUCUGAUCCAUUCUGCUCUUUUGAGGUGUCCACAAUGUCAAGAACAAAGCAAGCUGCCCGCAAAAACAAGCGCAAGGCGGAGACGCAGCUUCAAAAUGCUCCCACCAAGCGCCUCACGCCGCCCGACGACGCGCCACAGGCACAAGCCGCCGUUGGUCAAAGCCACAACCUGAACGCCGUGGUCUCGUCCGAAGAGGUGGAGGUCGCCGUUGACACCCUUCGCAUUCUUGCCCAACAUCCGGCGGCCAUCAAGAGCAAGGCGUGCAGAGACCUGCGCUCCGCCGUGUACGACUUCCGGCAAGCCUGCACAACGGGCGCCAACAGCACCGGCGAUGGAUCCAUGAACUUGACGGCCCGCAUUUCGGGUGCCCUGGUCGACGAAAAGUACACCGAUGCACUGGUACUGCUCGCAGAGAUGCGGAUCCGCAAUGAGGCGCCCAAACUGGGGGCUCUGUGUCGUUGGGUUAGGGACCUCGACGUCACCAGCGGGCUCUCGGUCAAGGGAGCUGAGGCCGGGUUGCCGCCUUGGACUGACAGACAGCGCUUGUUGUUGAGGGUUUUGGAUGCCAUUUCGAGGGUGACUGGAACAUGGGAUGUCAAACACGUUCCUGUGUCGAUGACUUCUGACCCAAUUGCUGUCCAGGAGGUUUGGAGUUUGCGUGAAGGAGAGAAAUCGUGGCCGAUGCAUCAAAGCGUUCUCGACGGCACCAUCUUCGAGUCUUGCACUACAGAUAUCAAGGCAAAGUUUCAAGUCCUGGAGCGGACGCCAGGGCCUGAUCGAAAACCUCCGAAUCUCCACGACGCAGUUCUUUACCUCAGCGCGGACAACACAGUCAAGCUCUCAUCUACACCUCCGACCAUCACACAUCACCGCCACCCAGCGGUCCCAAAGCUAUCACUCAUGAAAGAUGUACUCUCACCAGAUGAGUGCAGAUCUAUUGUGGGCGCCAUGGAAUCCAUCGGCUACCUGCCCGACGCCCCGGUCCGCGACGAUGGUGCCGAAGCGAGUAUCCUUGCACACAACGUGUAUUGGAUUGUUGACCAAGCCUUCCACGACAAGCUGUGGGACCGCGUCAAACCAUUUGUGCCUGCCAUAGCGGAUGGUCGCAGGGUACGUGGCAUCAACCGCCGCUUUAGGGUAUACCGCUACGUCCCAGGCGCAGAGUAUCGAUGCCAUUUCGACGGCGCCUGGCCGCCCUCAGGGGUAGAGCCUAGCACCGGCAAGUAUUUAUGGGACGCGUCACCUCCGGAGAACCCACAAUCUAGUCUGUUCACCUUCCUAGUCUACCUCAACGACGAAUUUGAGGGCGGUGAGACGACAUUCUUCACACCGAGCCUGCGUGAAGGUGUGAUGAAUGCGUACCCUGUGAGGCCAAUCAUGGGAUCGAUCGCACUAUUCCCUCAUGGCGAAAGCAAGGGUGCGCUGCUGCACGAAGGGACCGGGGUUCGCAAAGGGGCAAAAUACAUCAUUCGAACGGAUGUUGAGUACGAUGUGAACCCGGCAAAAUAGUAGCAUGCCGCACCUUUUGAAAUUCUACAUUUUGUACAGUCUACAGCGUGUACAGUGUCCUUUGUCGUUCUCGCGUUUACUGCGUGCAGCUUUGUUCUGUCCAAACUCAAACGUUUUGAUUCGCCGGGUUGCCAGAUCGAUGGUACCAAAGAUUGCCUUCAAUCAUGCUUGUUUGAAAACCCGCACUACAGCUGUCACCGAAGGACAGACUGGACCCCCUGCAACAACGACGGACGGUUGCUGGAGACUGUAGAGUACGAUGUCCCCCUACCCCCGCAUCUUGGCCGCACUAGCCGUUGCCACGAAACCACACCAUGUCUUCUUAUCCUCAUGUGGGGAAAACGAUUCAUGAGCCGAAGCUGGAAAGAAUUCGGGGACUUUCGAUGAUUGAUGCCACCAUGAAAAUGGGUUGCUUACUGUACGCACCAACCCCCACAAGGAUUGGUUUUGUGGGGGUUGCUGCUAACAAGCCGGCAGCUCUCAAAUUGCAAGAUUUCAUGAUCGACGUUUGGAGACAGCAACCGCUACAAGGUACCUUGCGAUCGAUGCAACUUUACUUGGUUUCUUUGACUCGAACCAUAGAUGCAAGAUACGAACUCGGAUGGAAAGAAUGGGCGAAUAUAUCGACGCGACUGAACUGUCAAAGCACAACUCCAAAGAAUCAUGUUGGAUAGUCAUCCAUGGCCAAGUAUGGGAUGUCACUGAAUUCCUUGAUCUCCACCCCGGUGGUGCACGCAUCAUUCUCAAGUCCGCGGGCCGUGAUGCGACUCCGGCUUAUGAGUCCGUCCACGACCCGGACCUAGUCGCCCACACCCUCCCUCCGUCCUGCCUCAUAGGCACUCUCAGCCAACAGAGCACCACCCUAGUCCCAACAGCGGAAGAGGUUCCAUCACCUGCAAUCGAUGACUCGGGCUCUGUUCAACUGAUACAUCCGCCACUUACAUCCAUGCUCAACGUGUUCGACUUUGAGCGCGCCGCCAAGAAGUACCUUUCCGACAUCGGGUGGGCGUACUACUCGUCCGGGGCGGAGGAUGAGAUCUCCAUGCAAGACCCGCGACGCAUCUUCAAUCGCAUCGCACUCCGCCCACGGAUCCUCCGCCAGGUCGAAACAAUCGACACUUCAUGUAGCUUCUUCGGCGGGCGCAUCAAAUCAUCGCUGCCAAUCUACAUCACACCAACCGGGUUGAGCCGCUAUGCGCACCAGGAAGGCGACCAGUGCCUGGCCCGGGCGUGCGGGCUCGAGGGUAUCGUGUACUGCAUGCCGACGACGGCGGCGCACGAGGCCGUGUUCAGCGCGCGCACGACCCCCAACCAACCGCUGUGCUUCCAGCUGUACACAGGCCGGGACUACGACCGGACACGUGCGCUACUGCGCAAGGUGGAGCGGCUCGGUGCGGCUGCCAUCUUCGUCACGGUCGACAGCCCCGUCAUCGGCCGACGGGAACGCGACGAUCGCAUCAAAGCCGCCGACGGUGAGGACCCGUUGUUCGCGGGCGGCGUCGCCAAGUCUGGGAGCAUGACGCUGCUGAACCCCAUGCUGACCUGGGAAGACCUGGAUUGGCUCAGGGCCGCCACCAGCCUGCCCCUCAUGCUCAAGGGCGUGCAAACGGUCGAGGACGCCGUGCUGGCACACCGCGCGGGAGUCGACGGCAUUAUCCUCUCUAACCACGGCGGCCGGUCCCAGGACACGGCGCAGGCGCCCAUGCUGACGCUGCUGGAGAUUCGGCGACACGCGCCACACCUGCUCACGCCCGAGGUCAGGUCCAGGUUUGAAGUCUUCCUCGAUGGUGGGGUCAGGCGCGGGACGGACGUGCUCAAGGCGUUAGCGUUGGGCGCAUCGGCCGUCGGGGUGGGUAGGCCAGCGCUCUAUUCGAUGACGAACGGAUGGGGCGAAGCUGGGGUCAGAAGGUUGAUCAUGAUGUUGAGGAUGGAGCUGGAAACCAACAUGGCACUUGCUGGCGCGACGAGGCUGGAUGAAAUUGUGCCAGAAAUGGUCAAUACGGAACGGGUGGAGCACGAGGUUUUCAGGAGGGUUAAACUGUGAUUGCAAUUUGACAUCUCGUGGCUUGAUGAUAUAUGAC
Messenger RNA from Pyricularia grisea, 3679 nucleotides. RefSeq lists its product as uncharacterized. NCBI's taxonomy places the organism in Eukaryota, Fungi, Ascomycota, Sordariomycetes, Magnaporthales, Pyriculariaceae. Gene Ontology annotation, molecular function: oxidoreductase activity; heme binding. The transcript has 2 exons. Bases 2200 to 3642 code for a protein of 480 amino acids. The record is from RefSeq and is a predicted model, not a curated record.